AUGUAUGGCGGCGGAUCCGAUACGACUGUUGCGAUCCUAGAGGGCUUCUUCCUGGCAAUGAUGGUGUUUCCUGACGUUCAACGCAAGGCUCAAGCCGAGAUGGACAAUAUAAUUUGUUAA
Molecule: messenger RNA, 120 nt
Organism: Penicillium arizonense
Lineage: Eukaryota; Fungi; Ascomycota; Eurotiomycetes; Eurotiales; Aspergillaceae
Exons: 2
Coding region: 1-120 (39 amino acids)
Molecular function (GO): monooxygenase activity; oxidoreductase activity, acting on paired donors, with incorporation or reduction of molecular oxygen; heme binding
Source: RefSeq, a predicted model, not a curated record